AUGACGACUGACGGAAAUUCGUCCGUUCGUACGAAGGCCGAAAAGUUGCUCAGUGAGAUUGGCAGCAAGUACGCUGGAUUUAUUCAAAUGAAAUCUCUGGAUGGCAUGAAACAGUCGUUUCGAUUUCAAUCGGUGAUGAGUUCAACAAAGUCGGCCGAUGCCGUUGUACGUGGGGUGAACGUGACCGAUCUUUCCAGUGCUGCCAACUCUUACCUGUACUCGUUGUUGAGGAGCAGUCGUCAGCACCGUCGUGGUUUCCUCCGAUCUCUGCUGAACACGUUCGACGAAUCAGCGAACACGGAUCUGGCCGAAUUGUUGUACGUCGCAGACAACCUGUCAGCAUUUCCGUACCAGACGGUCGACGAGCCGUUGUUCCUCAUUCAUCAUAUUGAUAUAACCGUCGUCGUCACCGCGUCGAGCAUUGUGCAGUCGUUCGAAGAGCAUCUCAUCCCGAAAAGUGCGCCAACCAGCGAGGAGUCGUCGACUGACAAAGAAAACAACAGAGAAGAAAAGGAAGAAAGUCCAAGCAGCAUUUUAGCGCGUUUGCCAGAAGAUCUCUCACCGAUCGAAAACUGUGUACGUAGCAGCCAAAACUGCGUCCUGUUGUUGAUGCUCAAGCAGUACUUGAAGGAGCUGUACGGCUUCACGGACGCAAAAUUGCAGGAAUACUCGCCCAGCGAGCCGGUCAAAUCCUACGACAAAGCAGUGAUGCGACGCGCUAACCUUCAGUUUUACCCACGAUAUGCGAUCGAGUACUUAACGAAGACGUGCAAAAAGUGCUUCGACGAUGACCAUGAACGUCGGACUUGGCUUUGCAAACACUUCAUUGACUUCAAACAACUGCUGAGUUCGGUCGAUUUUACGUGCAACGUUGAGGAAGAAAACGAGGGUUCAAAGAUAAACUCCACCAUGGUGCAGUAUUCGGCGUCGGUCAGCAUCCAUAGCGACGAAAACGGCAAAUGCGGGACAUCGGCCGACGACCAGAAUAUGUUUACGACGUCAUCGACUGCCGACGAUGCCAGCACAUCUAGUCUUGUCAGUGAUGUCGUCGGCCCUCUGUUGUGCACCAGCACCUCUCGCGAACGAAUCGUGCUUACCAUCCAUCGUCAAGACACAUCAAAGCUGAGUCGAGACAACGUGUACGCUGAUUUCAUUCGCCCAUACAAAUCGCAAAAGUCGUCAUUUGCUGUUCCGGUUGCUGACAGGUCUUCAACGUCGUCGGUCGAUUCUGCGAAGAAAAAGAAACCUACCGCCACGUCCAUCGCUAAACGAAAGAAACGUCGGCGAGUCGUCGUGGACGUGGACUCAGACAAUGACGAUUCCGAUGACGCGGAAUAUGACCCAUCGUUUCCCUCCUAG
Soboliphyme baturini is the source of this 1359-nucleotide messenger RNA. The record is from the annotation of a GenBank genome assembly. NCBI's taxonomy places the organism in Eukaryota, Metazoa, Nematoda, Enoplea, Dioctophymatida, Soboliphymatidae.